UAAUAAGAGAAGUUUCCAGAAAAGACUGUUCAUCCAGUCGGAGGUAAAAGGAAACACACCAAGUUCAUCAAAAACGCCAGCACUUAAAGACAGAAAAUGUGACACAACUCGUCAGGUUCAGGUUUGAGGAGCAGAGCCACAACGUAGAACUAGGAGAAGAACCACUAUGGAGAACCAAAAGCAGAACCAAGAUGAAGAAUCAGGAGCAGAACCAUAACAUAGUACCAGAAGCACAACCAUAACUAAGAACCAGGAGCGGAACAAUGACUGAAAACCAGGGGGAUAACUAUGACGGAGAACCAGGAGCAGAACCCCCUCCUGGCGCUGAAGGUCAAACUCCUCCUCCAUGUCAUCUCCACACACAUACUAGUUAUCAUCAUCAACAUCAUCAUCAUGUUGAAGGUUCUACUGGUUCUGUCAGUUAGUUCUCCUUUGCAGAUCAAGAACCAGAAUGCAGCUGGACCAGUUCUACCAUGUGGUCUCUUUCAUUUUUCUGGUUCUUUGAGACUCAUUACAAUAGUGAUGUAAACACUGGUACAUCUGGUACCAAAUGGACCUCUGAACCGCUGAUCUUCAGGAGAACCAGGUCUGAACCCUGGUGGACUCCAGGUCUGAACCAUGGUGGACUCCAGGUCUGAACCCUGGUGAUUCUCUGCUCCGGACUCUGACAUUGGACCUUUAAAUGGAGGCUGCUGUACUGGAGGAUGCUGGGAUAUUUUAGGAUGACGAUGCUGAGGAUGAGGAUGACGUCCGGGGGGCGGGGCUCCGCUGGUCCCUUUAACCUCAGCAGUGCUGACGUCAGACCGGAUAAGCCGGUAAAAGCUGCGCUGUGUGUAGGCUCCGGGAGGGACGGACUCCUCCUCCUCCUCUUUGUCUCCAUGCGGAUCUCCUCCCUCCCGAUCCGACACAAACACCGAGCCUUCCUCAGCCGCCGCCCCGACCUGCCGCUGCCUCCGGCCGGCGGUGCGUCCCGGCCGAGCCCCGCUGAGGUGGCCUGGGUCUCGGGGAGGGAUGCUGGUCCCGGACUGAUCCGAGAUCGACGCCACGGAGGAAGCAGGACGUGACCGGGCAGGAUGCCUCUGACUCCGGUCAGUGAGUCCGAACAGGUGACCAUGGCGGAUGGUCUCCCUGAGCCGCCAACUCCGCCCACCAAGUCAUCAAGCCGCCUCAGUCUUUCACGAUGUCGCAGCUCCAUCGCAGACGAGCAGCCGCACAUCGGUAACUACCGCCUCCUGAAAACCAUCGGGAAGGGCAACUUUGCCAAAGUGAAACUGGCCCGACACACUCUGACGGGACGCGAGGUUGCCAUCAAGAUCAUUGACAAAACGCAGCUCAAUCCCAGCAGUCUGCAGAAGCUUUUCAGGGAAGUGAGUGUGAUGAAGAUCCUCAACCACCCCAACGUUGUGAAACUCUUUGAGGUGAUUGAGUCGGAGAAGACAUUGUACCUGGUAAUGGAAUACGCCAGUGGAGGUGAGGUGUUCGACUACCUGGUGGCUCAUGGACGCAUGAAGGAGAAGGAAGCCCGAGCCAAGUUCCGCCAGAUUGUGUCUGCAGUGGAGUACUGUCACCAGAAGAGGAUUGUUCACCGAGACCUCAAAGCUGAAAACCUGCUGCUCGACGCUGACAUGAACAUCAAAAUCGCUGACUUCGGCUUCAGCAAUGAGUUCACGUUGGGCAGUAAGUUGGACACGUUCUGCGGAUCUCCUCCAUACGCUGCUCCUGAACUCUUCCAGGGUAAGAAGUAUGAUGGGCCGGAGGUGGACGUGUGGAGUCUGGGGGUGAUCCUGUACACGCUGGUCAGUGGAUCGCUGCCUUUUGACGGACAGAACCUCAAGGAGCUGAGGGAGCGCGUCCUCAGAGGGAAGUACCGCAUUCCCUUCUACAUGUCUACAGACUGUGAGAACCUGCUGAAGAAGCUGCUGGUCCUGAACCCUGGGAAACGCAGCAGUCUGCAGCAAAUCAUGGAGGAUCGAUGGAUGAACGCGGGCUACGACAAGGAGGAUCUGAAACCGUACUCGGAGCCAGAACCGGAGUUCAAUGACCUCAAACGCAUAGAGCUAAUGGAGACCAUGGGUUUCCCUCCAGAGGAAGUGAGGACAGCGUUGGAGGGUCAGAAGUACAACGAAGCCACAGCGACCUACCUGCUACUGGGGAAGAAACCCGCAGAGUUUGAAGGAGGCGAGUCCUCGUCAAGCAGUGGUCUGCUUCAGAGGUCAAGACCUAGCAGUGACCUCAAUGGCUCCUCCCAGUCCCCUGCCCACUCCCGCAAUGUCUCAUCCAAUCAGAAGCAGCGGCGUUUCAGCGACCACGUGGCGCCCUCCAUCCCCCCACCCGUUUCCUACACCAAGCAUAGCCAUGCCAACAGUGUAGAAAGCGACCGAACGGAUGACCAGGGAAACUCAGCGAUGGGAGCACCGGACCGCAGGAAGUCGGCCACAGCUUCAGGGAGCAUGAGCCGGAGGAACACGUAUGUGCACGAGCGGAUGAGUUCUGAACGCCACUCGGUUGUUCUCCCCAAUGGGGCCGACAGCAGUCUCCCGGAGGUACCUAUAGCAUCCCCCUCCCCGUCGCCGGGGGCAACCGUUUCCUCCACUCGCCCCCGUCACGUGAAGUCCAUGUCGGCGUCGGGACAUCCCAUGAAGUCGUGCCUCCCGCCCAUCGACGACAGUGCAGAAUAUCAGAGCUCCGCCCACCCCCCAUCCUCGUCACCCUCUGCCUUCAGCAUCGCCAGCAGCAGCAGCACGCCACCCGACCGGAUCCGCUUCCCCCGCGGAUCCUCCAGUCGCUCCACCUUCCAUGGCCCUCACCUUCGAGACAGACGACCUGCCACCUACAACGGCCCACCCACCUCACCCGCUCCAGUGCAGCAGCCCAUCCCCUCGCUGGGCACGCCCCACCGUGGCACCUCCGGCUCCCUCAUAGGCAAGAUCACCUCCAAGUUUGGACGAAGGAGUUUAUCAGGUGAGUCCAAGGAGGAGGAGCGGGACUCCAAGCCUCGCUCUCUGCGCUUCACCUGGAGCAUGAAAACCACUUCCUCCAUGGAGCCAGUGGACAUGAUGAAGGAGAUCCGGAGGGUUCUGGACUCAAACAACUGUGACUACGAGCAGCGUGAGCCCUACCUGCUGUUCUGUGUCCAUGGCGACGGCCGCCACGACAGUCUGGUCCAAUGGGAGAUGGAAGUGUGCAAGCUGCCCCGCCUUUCACUCAAUGGGGUGCGGUUUAAGAGGAUCUCUGGGACGUCCAUUGCCUUCAAGAACAUCGCCUCCAAAGUGGCCAACGAGCUCAGGCUGUGAAUGUGUUACUAUCAGCAAUAUUCCUGACGUUCUGCUGUAUCACCUGUUAAAACUCACCUGAUUAAAUGUACACAACACGCUCACUAUUUAAAAUCACUGAAUGUUUGCCUGUUAAACCAAAUAUUAAAAUGCCUGAACACACA
Molecule: messenger RNA, 3436 nt
Organism: Sphaeramia orbicularis (orbiculate cardinalfish)
Lineage: Eukaryota; Metazoa; Chordata; Actinopteri; Kurtiformes; Apogonidae
Gene: mark1
Product: MAP/microtubule affinity-regulating kinase 1
Exons: 18
Coding region: 1074-3293 (739 amino acids)
Biological process (GO): intracellular signal transduction; protein phosphorylation
Cellular component (GO): cytoplasm
Molecular function (GO): ATP binding; protein serine/threonine kinase activity
Source: RefSeq, a predicted model, not a curated record